Molecule: messenger RNA, 960 nt
Organism: Aspergillus brunneoviolaceus CBS 621.78
Lineage: Eukaryota; Fungi; Ascomycota; Eurotiomycetes; Eurotiales; Aspergillaceae
Exons: 2
Coding region: 1-960 (319 amino acids)
Source: RefSeq, a predicted model, not a curated record
AUGGAACACAUUAGAAAGUCACUGUGUGCCAGACCUACCGUUGAUGCUAGAGAUCUUCUCGCAGAAGAGCUCGAGGGACAGCCUGAACUCUGUCAACUCGAGAUUUUGACCGAGGUGUUUAACGCGGGCAUUGUCGCCGAUGAACGGCUGGCAGAGAUUAUCCAUGUCGGCUGGGAACACAUGCUACGGAAUGAUCUUUGGACCUUCAAGUAUGAGUCCCUUGAGCAAUACCGGCAGUUGAUCAGCUAUCGCGAGACUAUUCUACCCAUCCUCCAGCGCUUCAAACGAUCAGAUCGAGCGAAAGCCAUCAACAUGCGCAUCAUCAUGGACCAGUGGAAAUCACCUAUACACCAGGUGAUUCCCGCGCACAUGGCUCCGACGUCCUGGAGUAAGCAUCUUCUUAGCCUCCUAGCCACUCUCAGUCAAUCUAUACAGUCCACAGACGAAGCGGUGAGCCUUCUGAAGAAAAGCAUUCACCAACGACCGCGCCGGUCUCGGCAAGGCUGCACCCUGAUGCCGAGCGAUGUAGAGCGCGUGCUUAGGAGCCUACCUUGUGUGACUCUGGCUCGUAGGCGUCUACCCCUGGGUACAGCCAGCCAACCUCCAAUCCCAAGCGAUCUCGUGGUGGGUCUAUUGAUGUGGGCUAAGUCGAUGGCAUGGUCCAAUAUUUGCAAUGCACACCUUGGAAGAUUAGGGGAGCUAAGAUUUGGCGCUUCUGUCAAGAGCUGGAGUAGGGACGAGAUCGUCUCGCAGCUCGAGAUUGUGCUUUCAGAGGUGCGCUUGUCAAAGGGGGACUUGAUGUUGCCCCCUUCUGAAGAUAAUCUUCACCGGCAAAACUUGACCUCAGCAGAAGAUCAGUCCCAGUUGCCCUCCCCCCCCGUGCCCCUACCCUGUUGGGCGCUACCCUUGCACGAUGGCGAGGUUUUCAUGAGUCUUCAACCCCACAGCGUCCCCAUAUAG